AUGUCGCGUGCUAAACCAUACGACCGCCGCGACCGCAACCUCGACGCGCCUUGGAAGCACGACCUUCACCACUCGAAUACUCUUGCCGCCCGCCUCGACUCACAAAGAGGUUCGUCAGGCAGCGCCUCACCUUCCCUCCUCAGUCGUCUUGGUUCGGGAAGGGGGAAGGAGCUCCUCCCAGACAAUCCCCGGGGGAAGAUGUACGGGUUCGACGGGCCAAGCCCCAACGCUGGCGUCGAGCUCCUUCCCUCCUCGUCCUCGUCCAAGUCGGUCCGCCCACCUCGCGCGCGGCGGGGAGGAGACGACGGGGGUCGCGCGCUCGCGGCUAAGAGCAUUGCGGCGAUCACCCGGCGCGCACACGACCGCGAGGCGCUCAACAUUGUUGGGGCAGCGAGGAGCUGCUGGGUCCGCGUAGAUCGUCUCGCGAAGGGCACGACGGUUGAGGAUGUCAAGUCGGCAUUUGCUCACCACCCCAUCGGCGGGGCGAAGGUUACGUCGCGCCCCUCGGACCGCACCGUCACUGUCGAACUGGAGCUGCCGGACCGCGAAGCUGCAAACGGGCUGGUGAAGGAGUACGACGGGGUGCCGGCGGACGGAGAGACGCUGCGUGUUGGACUGGUUGAGGAGCAGAACCAUCUCGGCGCGCGCCUGCGCCGUCACCUGGAGCCGGAGAAGCCCGCCAAGCCGGAACGUUCUGGCAAAAUGUACGCCGACCAGAUGGCGGACACGCCAGCCAUCGCUGUGCUCCAGACAGAGCGCUCGCGUCCGGGGCGGUCGGAGCGAACUGGCUCGCUCGCUUCGCGGAUGGGUCGGCGGUGA
Messenger RNA from Cutaneotrichosporon cavernicola, 819 nucleotides. RefSeq lists its product as uncharacterized. NCBI's taxonomy places the organism in Eukaryota, Fungi, Basidiomycota, Tremellomycetes, Trichosporonales, Trichosporonaceae. The record is from RefSeq and is a predicted model, not a curated record. Bases 1 to 819 code for a protein of 272 amino acids. The transcript is spliced from 3 exons.